Molecule: messenger RNA, 587 nt
Organism: Symbiodinium sp. CCMP2456
Lineage: Eukaryota; Dinophyceae; Suessiales; Symbiodiniaceae
Source: the annotation of a GenBank genome assembly
GUGAGCGAGCGGCUCGCGGCCGAAAGCUCGCCGAGGUGAACGAGUGCUUCCCGCGGCGUCCCGAUCGCCCGGGAAGCGUUUCGGAGGAGCAUAAGCCACUCUCCCCGGCGGAAGGCCUCCGCGCGGCGCUCGAGUUCGCGGGGCUCGAUGCGGGACUGGCCCGGCUCACGGUGGAGGAGCAUGCGGGGUGCGAGAAAGAAAAGUUUCCAACCUCGCACGACGGCAUCAGGGCUCCGUUCCUCGACGGCUUGUUGGAGGCCCGUGCGGAGCGCAAGGCGGAGGACUCCCCGAAGUUGGCCGAGCCGCAUUCCAGCACUUGCUGCAUCGACGCGUGUUUCGGCAACAGUGCGGGGAGCGGGGGGCACAGGUGCUGGGCUUCCGCAUUCCGGCGGCCCCCCGACUUCUACGCCAAGCAUGACCGGGCGCUGGGGACGAUUUUGCAACAGCGGGGCUAUCCCUUUUCGACUUUCUUGCCGACUCUGAACCCGGUGCUGCUGGCGAAGCGCCUGAUUUGCACAUGGUCUUGGCUGCUGCACGCUGGACUGCGGCCCCGGGGCCCAGUCCCUUGCCGGCGCGGGGUCGCUUAA